UCUAUAGAUACAUAGGUUACGGUUGGCCGACAGACAAUAACGAAAACAUCAUUCACUUGCUCUUGGAAGCUGCUAAGCAACGACUCAAACGACAAGUCGAUAAGACGUUUGUGGAGCCUACGGAAGAAAUCCGCUAUUUGUGGAUACAACUCGUACAUGGGCUGUUGCGUCACAUACCCGAAAAUGGGAUCAUGCAAUCAGAUGCUGAAUUGUGCUUUUCGGUUUUACGGCUAUCGAUCACUGAUCCUUUUCCAGACGUACAAAAAGAAGGUGCGGCAAGCCUCAUCACGUUCAGCAAGCGACAAACAAAAGCGGUGGGGUUUAUGGGUGACCAUGCAAUUGGAGCGAUCAAGCCAUUGCUACUUCAUAAACAUGCUGCAAUCCGUGUAUAUGGUAUUGAGGCGGCCAAAGCGAUAUUGAGCGUUACGUCGCAAGGGGUACCACUGCUAUUCAUUUAUGACGAAGCAGACGAUCGACAAGCCAUUGUACCCAAUUUAGUUUUCGAUCAAUCCGCUGCGGUACGCACAGCUUUGUUUCAGGCCAUGGGCGAUUUAUUAGCCGAGUGGUCUCCUCGGGAUCGAUAUGCAUAUGCAGAUCAACUAUUACCUGUUUUGAUGGCCGGCACGUUUGACGAAUUGAGUCCGGUAAUUGAAACUAGCCAAGGCAAAUUAUCAAGGGUAGGAGAGAUAUGUACCGACGAUCUGGUUGCAGCCGAGAUCCUGGAGCAGCCUGCGGCGGGGGCUUCCACUGUCGGUCUGCAGCAUUUGGUACAUCACUGUUACGAUAAAGCGCUCAAAGAAUUACUCCAGGAAAGCACAGAGUUUAUUCUUGUGAAACAAAAAAAAGCUUUGGAGGUGUUACGACUCUUUGUGGAAUAUGCUACAGUGGAUGAUAUUGUGCGUAGCUUGAAGAAAAUACUCAACCGUCUCGUGAUGGUUUACGCAAAUGGCUCCUCGGAAAACAUUUUGUCCGUAAAGAUCAAAGAGAUUGCGCAAACCAUUGCUCAAAAGGUGCCUUCCCCGGAGAUCUACAUUGAGGUCUUGUUACCGCGUCUGGAAAAGCUGAAACUAAACAGUGAAUUGAAACCGGAAGCGACGGUGUCGGCUGUCGUAGCUAUCCUCGAUUUUCUUAUUCAAGAUACCAAGGCCGAUUCCCUUGGCGACGUAGCCAAGCAACGUAUCAUGUCUACCUUGUCGAAAAAUUAUAUUCAAGCUUAUCUGACCACCGAUGCUGGAGUCCAUGAUGCCCACUUGGAAUCCAUACGACGCCUGUUGAUGUAGUGCAAGCCAAGAAGCACAAGCCAACAUUUUUGAUUGUCAAAUUUGAAUUAGGCAUUCCUAUUUAGCAUAUUGCGUAUUAUCAUGCGUAUUCAUUUCAAUUUUCAUUAGAUAUAGAGGUUCGAUAAAAUCGCA
Radiomyces spectabilis is the source of this 1412-nucleotide messenger RNA. RefSeq lists its product as uncharacterized. The transcript has 3 exons. The record is from RefSeq and is a predicted model, not a curated record. NCBI's taxonomy places the organism in Eukaryota, Fungi, Mucoromycota, Mucoromycetes, Mucorales, Radiomycetaceae. Bases 192 to 1280 code for a protein of 362 amino acids. Gene Ontology annotation, molecular function: protein binding.